AUGGACAAGUCGAUAAAACGCUUCUGUCAAGUCGAUCCAAUGGAGUUCUUUGCCUACCCACCCAAAGAAGCACCUCUACCACCACCAGCACUGGAGCUGCACGUUUAUCCACCGUUUGCUGAAUUCAUCGAAUUCGGCGGUGCAUCAAAGCAUGUUCUGACCAACGCUGGCUCAUCUCGGAUGGUUUUUAAAGUGAAGUGUAGCAACAACUCAUUAUUUAAGGUGAGUACUAAGCGAAAGAACAGGGAAUUGAUUGUAAUUACCAAAAAGUAAGU
This is a messenger RNA of Strongylus vulgaris, 275 nucleotides long. NCBI's taxonomy places the organism in Eukaryota, Metazoa, Nematoda, Chromadorea, Rhabditida, Strongylidae. The record is from the annotation of a GenBank genome assembly.